Messenger RNA from Xenopus laevis (African clawed frog), 1297 nucleotides. RefSeq names its product inducible T-cell costimulator-like (gene als2.S). The transcript has 5 exons. NCBI's taxonomy places the organism in Eukaryota, Metazoa, Chordata, Amphibia, Anura, Pipidae. The coding region runs from base 36 to 662 and encodes 208 amino acids. The record is from RefSeq and is a predicted model, not a curated record.
UCAAACCUGACACAAGCUGAUGUUCCAGACCCAUUAUGAAUAUAAAUCUACCUCCGUUUCCUCUGUUUAUUUUGCUGGUGCUGCAUGCACAGCUAUCAAAGAGCUACCCAAAAGUAGUUAUUGCAUCUCGAAGUGGUGGGCCUUACCUUCUCUGCCAACAUGUACCUUCAGUGGAUUCCAAGUUUAAUCUAACCUUGAUGAAAGGCAAUACGAAACAAGAAGUGUGUAUGGUGUACACUGAUGGGAAAAGUACUACCUUUUAUAGCUGGAAUGACAACCCUACUUGUAACUGGGCAGCAUCCAAUAAUAGUAUUUCCUUCACUCUCUCCAAUUUUGAUGUCAAGCACACCGAUAAUUACACUUGCGAGAUUUCGAUUUUUUUCCCCCCUCCAGUUCAAAAUUUUAUUAUAAAUGAGACGUAUGUUUACAUCCACGAUUUACAGCAGUGCGCUGGAAUGCAAGUAUUUACUAUAUGGAUAUUGACUGGUCUUGCUGUAUUUCUAUUUCUGUGCUGCAUUUUAACAUUCUGUCUUUGGAUGCAAAAGAGGCAUCAGAGGAAAACUAUAACUCAAGACAAUAUCCAGAAUAAUGAAUGCAACAGUGAAUACAUGCCAAUGGCAUCCGUCAAUCCAGCUAAACGCCCAAUUAUUCCAAGACUGUGAGUUGCACACAAUGACAAGCAACGGUAUAUUAUAAUGCUGAAAACCGUAAUAGUUACUGUAUAUAGAAGCAACCCCUUUCAUUUCACAUCACCUGUUAUUGUUCAGUAAAUAUAUUGUAUAUGUUGUCAUGUAUUCACAUGAAGCCUUGUGCAAAAAGUUAAAGUUAAAGUAUCUUCUAUGUUGAGAUCAUUUGAAGUCAGAGUUUCGCACAAUGAAUGUUGUUAUGCAGUGUGCAAAUAAUGAAUAUGCCUUCCCUGUUAUAUGAAAUCCAUUCUGCUGCUAUACACCAGUUAGGCACUAUUGAGAUAAAACCAGCUAAUAAGGCUGUUAACAGUGUGAGGGUGUCAAAGGGUGAAAAACACAAUUUUGUUCCCUUUCAUCCGGUCCUCUUGCUCACCAUUAGGCACAAUUAAACUCCCAAUAGUAUGGCCAAUGCUAAUAAUAUAAGUGGGGCUCUUGUACUGAUUCAUCUUUCUUCAAAAGAAAACUAGUAGUGCAUAUUUAUCACAGAAUGAUACAAGCCAUUGGCAUACUGACAUAAGUAUAUUUUCUGGUUAGUUCACACCUUGGGGCAAAUUCACUAAGAUUCGUAGUUGCGCCAGGCGUAACUUUGCCGCACUUCGCCAGGCGUAGUU